Molecule: messenger RNA, 1599 nt
Organism: Chara braunii
Lineage: Eukaryota; Viridiplantae; Streptophyta; Charophyceae; Charales; Characeae
Source: the annotation of a GenBank genome assembly
CCCGUCCAACGAGCAAAGUGUUUGGCAGACUGUCGACGAAGCGGGCGUUGAACGGAGAUGGAAGUUUGCGGACGCGGCGACGGUCUGCGUGAAGAGGAGAGAGAAGUCGUGGCGAUGGCGGUGACAGUUGUCGUCUUGAAUAGCAUAAGCGAAAUGUUGUCCUCCAGCCGCGACAUGCGUUUGCAGCUUCGUAAACGGAGAGUGCUCUUGCAGAGCGUUGUGGAAGCGCCGGAUUGUGUGGCGACGUGCGAAGCUGUAGUGCAGAUCUGUUCCUCUCUCGACUCUGGCGUUUUCAUGCGCUUGACACCGCGUUGUUGGAUCAAACGACGCACUGGCGGGACAUGGGAGGACCUACGCCUGUGUGACGACGCCACGGAGGACUACUACAAGGAGAAGCUGCAUAUGUCGAGGGCGAUGUUCAACCAGAUUGUAGUGAUUGCUUUCGCAUUGUACAGAUGGGCGUCGGGGGAAACGUACGAGAGCGGGACGUCAACCUUCGGUAUCGGCAGGGCGACCAGCCUGCAGGCCGUCCGCGACGUCACUGCGGCGAUGCUAAAUGCCUACCCCGACGUGAUCAAGUGGCCUGUUGGGCGUAGACGUGCGCAGAUUCUACGCGCGUUCCGGGAUAAGGGUUUCUCGAAUUGCUUCGGCGUCAUCGAUUGCACCCAUAUCUACAUUGACAAGCCAGCAGGAGCACCGCCCGUCAACUACUACGACCGCAGACAGAAGUUCUCCGUCCAGGCGCAGGUCGUCGUCGAUUUAGAUUUGCGUAUCCUGGACGUCCACGUCGGAUAUCCGGGAAGUGUCCACGACGUCCGUGUACUGCACAAUUCCCAUAUGUGGAGGCGUGCAGAAAGCGGCGAUCUUUUUGAUGCACCUCCGAAGAAUCUCCCACAUGGUGUGGUUACGCGAGGUUACCUGCUGGGCGACGACGGCUACCCGGUUGCGUGUCCAUGGAUCAUCCAACCGUACGGAGGAAUCUUCCAAGGUCCGGACGAAGAGCGUUUGGACACGUGGCAGAAGGUGGCGCGGGGAUGUGUGGAGCGGGCGUUUGGGCGACUGAAGUGCGUGUGGCGUCUCUUUUUGCGCACCCACAAGACGAACCUUCAAACCUUGCCACAACAAUUCGUGGCCGUGUACACUCUCCACAACAUCCUGCUGGACGCGGAGGUUGACGAGAACGGCGUUCGGCGGAGAGUCGACUUGGGCAUUGUGGGGAACGGCGGUGGUGGGCGGCGGCAGUGCACCAAUGUCGACGGUGACUUGUUGCGGGAUGCGCUUCGAGACCGCCUGGCUUUAAUGUAGAUGCACGCAGAAGAACACGGGGAUGGUCGGAUUGGACGAAGGGGGUCGGUAGGAAGGAAGCGGGGGGGGGCUAGGGGGGGCUCAGCUUGUGACGUGAUCCGUGUAGAGCAGUGCUGCGUUUUUGUAGUGUUUCUGAAGCUCUGGGAUGUUUAGCGUCGUCAGAGCACUUGCGUUCCCCUCCCCUCCCGUGUGGCGGUUUGUUGGCCGCCACUGAGUUCAAGCCGCGUGCGAAGUCGCGUUGUAGCCUGUGACGCCGCCGGGUAGUCGGCAUUGUAGGCGCCAGUCAUUUUGAAA